AUGGUGACGCUCUUCUGUGCGAUCGUCGGUGCGGCGGGAAGCGCGUUCCCUGUGGACAUUGACGAGAAAAAGUCGGUGGGCCACUUGAAGGACGUGAUCAAGGCGAAGAAGCCAAACAAGUUGAAGGACAUCGAUGCAGGUGACCUGCAGCUCUUCCUGGCGAAGAGGGAGGACGGCGCGUGGCUGAAAGGGGCGGGCGUGGAAGCUGUGGCGGUCGGUAAGGCCAGUGGGCAACCUGAGAUGCUAGAUCGUCAUGGACAGCCGAGAGUUUUCAAGCCGAUGAAUCCGCUGUUGUGGAUCAAGAACCCCGAUAACUUUGGGGGGAACUUUCAAGCGGGCGAGGACGAAGUUCACGUGCUGGUGGUGGUCCCGAAGCAAGCGAUCUCGGCUUCAAUUGUCUCCCAAGAUGGUGUCUUUGAUCCCUGCAGCGACCCGUUCUUUGCACAAUUCCCCACGGUUGAGCAAGUAGGCGAUUGGCUCGAAUUUUCGUCGUUGCUGCCGUUAACAAAACGUCAGAAGCUCUACAUUCGCUCGUCGUACAGAGUGAUCGCCGACCAAGCACUGCUGAAUCCAGAUCGGACCAUGGUCAAGUAUGCUGUCGUCACGGGCACGCCUGGGAUAGGCAAGUCGGUGUUCGUCUACUACAUGAUGUGGAGGUUGAUCAAGGAGAAGAAACGCGUGCUGUUUUUCUCCAAGAAGGGACCGAUUUACUUUGAUGGGUCGACGAUGUUCCAGUGCGAGUUACUGCCAAAUAAGUUUGACCAACGAUUUUGGUCGCCUGACCUGUGGUGCCUCGUGGACUCGGUCGAUCCAACCGCUAUGACGGAAUUACCGAUAGAGGACUGCUCAGUACUUCUCGCAAGUACACCGCGACGAGACUGCAUUGGAGAAUUUAAGAAGCUCGUUCCAACUCCAGAUGUAUUCUACAUGCCACUGUGGACCAAGGAAGAACUCGCGAUAACUGCUCCCCUCUAUCCACAUGCAGCAUCUGUGUGGCGAAAUCGCUCAGACUGCUUGGGUGGUGUGCCUCGUCUUGUGUUGCAAGACAUUGGAACUGACCCGCAAGUGUUGCUGGAGACCGCAUGCAAUAGUUGCUCUCUUGAUGAGUGCAAGACGUUGGUGUCCAUCAACUCGGAGAUUAAAUCGAGGACCCUGAUUCACAUCCGCAGCCAAGAACCAUAUACAGAGUACCAAGUUGUGUAUGCGUCGGAAUUGGCGAUGAAAGUGAUUGCUCGGACGAAGCUGAUAUCGAAUCGCGCGAACAUGGAAAGUUUUCUCAGCGCAUGCAACGGGAACCCGCUGGCUCAAUCGCUGUGCGGAUACAUCUUGGAGCCUCACUGUCUGCGACUAUUGCAUGAGGGUGGGAGUUUUGAGUAUCGAGAACUGUUGUCAGGCGCCAUGCAGCGGCAACGCAAAAGAGGCCGCCGAGAUAUUGUUGAAACAGAAAUUACAAUCCCAUCGUCAUCGAAACCUUCUCAAAUUGUGGAGCGGGUGGAAGCUGGUCAAGUUGCGAAUCAGCUUUACGUGCCUCGGACAUCGAAUUAUGUCGCUAUUGAUGCAUGGAUGCCGCAGUUCGGUGGAUUCCAAGUCACUGUGGGAAAGACUCAUGAUAUCAAGGCCGGCGCGGCAGAUGAUUUGGCGAAGUUGGGUCCGGAUGGCAACCAACUCUUCUUUUUGCUUCCACCGCUGUACUACAAGUCUUUCACCAAGAAAGGCAAGGAGAUUCGGCAGUUUGCAAUUCUUGUUCCGUAUCCCGAAGAGAUUUAA
This is a messenger RNA of Phytophthora sojae, 1767 nucleotides long. RefSeq lists its product as hypothetical. The coding region runs from base 1 to 1767 and encodes 588 amino acids. NCBI's taxonomy places the organism in Eukaryota, Oomycota, Peronosporomycetes, Peronosporales, Peronosporaceae. The record is from RefSeq and is a predicted model, not a curated record. The transcript has a single exon.